UUAUAAGCACUUCUCAACAGGGAAAAAAGAAGAGAGAGAAAGAGAAACACAAGCUAUCAUUUCAAAGCAAAAGCAAAAGAAAGAAAGAAAGAAAAAAAAAAAAAAGAAAGAGCAAGAAGAUAAUAAAGGGAGGAAUUCAAGGAAGAAGAAGGGUUUUCUUUCUGUGAAGAAGCUGGAGCUAGCCAAGAUGAUGCAGACUGAGCAGCAGCAACAGCAGCCUCAGCAACAAAACCAGUUAAUGGUUCAAAACUCUGGGAGUCUCAGCUUUAGCAGCCACUUGUCUAAGGAAGAUGAAGAGAUCUCAAAGUCUGCUCUUUCUACUUUUAGAGCCAAAGAAGAAGAGAUAGAGAGGAAGAAGAUGGAGGUUAGAGAAAAGGUUCAGCUUCAGUUAGGCCGUGUUGAAGAGGAAACGAAACGUUUGGCCUUCAUUCGUGAGGAGCUUGAAGCACUGGCAGAUCCAAUGAGGAAGGACGUUGCUCUGGUGCGGAAGAAGAUUGAUGCAGUUAACAAAGAAUUGAAGCCACUAGGGCACACCUGCCAGAAAAAGGAAAGGGAAUACAAGGAAGCCCUUGAGGCAUUUAACGAAAAGAACAAGGAAAAAGUACAGCUAAUCACAAAAUUGAUGGAGCUGGUGAGUGAAAGUGAGAGGUUGAGGAUGAAGAAGCUAGAGGAGCUCAGUAAGAACAUAGAUUCCAUACACUGAUAUAGCCUUUAGCGCUGUUUAACUGAUUAGGUUUGUGUGAUGUAUUUAAGGUGACUUUGAUAUUUAUAUAUGGGUGUUACUGUUUUUGGGUUUGGUGUAUUGUAUGGUUAUCUUUGUUUGUUAGCAUUUGAUGAACGUUAGCUGAUUUAGAAAGGGAAAUACCCUAUAAACAGGUUUGUAACUAAACGCAUCCCGACUGCAUUUUCUUCUCAUUUUUCUCAUGUUCAUCUUUUGUACUGUUCUUUUUUUUUUUUUUUUGUUUUGGUCUUUUAAGUUGUGUAAUUUGAAGUUCGUUCCAAAACAAAAGGCUUGGAAGGGCCUGAACUUGCACUCUGUAAAUUAUUUGGUUUUAAUGACAUUAAUCCACAAAUACCCAUUUGUCUA
This is a messenger RNA of Theobroma cacao (cacao), 1087 nucleotides long. RefSeq lists its product as uncharacterized. The record is from RefSeq and is a predicted model, not a curated record. Lineage: Eukaryota; Viridiplantae; Streptophyta; Magnoliopsida; Malvales; Malvaceae.